ACUAGCUCCGGCAACGGAGCUUCGGCUGCCAGAGCAGAAAGAGUUCGAUGGCAAGUGUUUCCCCUUGCUGUCUCUCCUGGGAAUAAUUCUCUCGAUCCAGCAUUUACGGAUAUUGCGUCACUGGUGGAGUGGGUGAGAAACCAGAGAGAAACAUUCGACAGUCUUCUGCUGGAAUAUGGCGCCAUCUUCUUCCGAGGAUUUCCAAUUAACGAUCCAAGCGACUUUGAUGCGUUUGUUAAGGCUUUCGGUGGCGAAGCUUUGGAGUAUGUGGGAGGGGCGGCCCCCAGGACACACGUGGUUGGUGACGUGUUUACAGCUAAUGAGGCUCCACCCGACAAACUGAUCCCCUUCCACCACGAAAUGGCGCAGGUGCCGACCUUCCCAAGUCGGCUUUUCUUCUAUUGUGACGUGGCGCCGCCUAGCGGGGGACAGACGCCACUGGCGCUCUCUCCUGUCGUCCACAGUCGCAUGGAGGCCCGUCACCCUGCUUUCGUCGCUCGUCUGGAGCAGGAAGGGGUCAGGUACAUCCGGGUCCUCCCCGACGGUGAUGACCCUUCGUCCGCUAUAGGUCGUGGCUGGCAGUCCACUUUCCAGACACAGAACAAGGAAGAGGCAGAGGCCAAGGCCGUGAAGCAGGGGACGAAGAUUGAGUGGCUGCCUGACGGGUGCCUGAAGACCACAACAACCCUACUUCCGGCUGUGCGCGUGGACCAGCGGACCGGCCUGAAGACGUGGUUCAAUUCCAUCAUCGCCGCCUACCAAGGUUGGCAAGACGCGCGCAACUGCGCCCGCAAGGCCGUCGUCUUCGACGAUGGAACACCCAUGCCGGAGGACGUCAUGAAGGACCUGGACGAUGUCUUCAAGAACGUUGCCGUCGCCGUGACAUGGCGGAAAGGAGACGUCAUGGUGGUGGACAACCGGCUGGCGUUGCACUCUCGGAAUGUCUUCACGCCCCCUCGACGAAUUCUGGCUUCGCUCGUCAAGUGAGGACUACGUUCGACGAUCCCAGAGUGGUCCAACUGACCUGCAAGCGAGAAGAUGGGGAACAAGCACUUACACUUUAAACAGUGUCGAGAAAAUGGGCCUGACAGAUACCAGCUAGCAAUACUCACUAGCUGAGGAAAGUUUGCAGAGUUUAUUCAGUUUUAAGAAUUUUUCUUUUCUUCCUCACUUAAGAUUGAAUAGUAGAAAUGCCAAAGAUGGGGAAAAUAUUUCAGAAUUGAGUUUUUACUAGAUAUGUUUCAUUCGAGAAAAUAAACAAGUCUGAAGAACA
This is a messenger RNA of Pomacea canaliculata, 1273 nucleotides long. RefSeq names its product clavaminate synthase-like protein At3g21360. The annotation marks the transcript as partial. The record is from RefSeq and is a predicted model, not a curated record. Gene Ontology annotation, molecular function: oxidoreductase activity. The transcript is spliced from 4 exons. NCBI's taxonomy places the organism in Eukaryota, Metazoa, Mollusca, Gastropoda, Architaenioglossa, Ampullariidae.